AUGUCGGACCACAGCCCUGACAUGAAGCGUAAGCGCGAGGCCUCGGAUGAGAUCGGCCAUGAUAUUCAUCGCAUGAACCGUUCCUCCCAUGGCAGCAACGGCAGCAUGACCGAUAACCAGAAUAAUUUCGCCCACAGCCUGAGCAGCUAUGACCAUGGCCUUCCCAACACUGGAUCGGAGCUCAAUAUUGACCAGCAAAUUCUCCAACAUGUUGGCCCUCAGAACGGCAUGACCGACGAUAACACACUUACAGCCAAGGCUGCCCUCGCCCACAACUCGCAGCACAAGUACCCCCCACCUCCCGACAGUGGAUUUGACGCGAACAUGGCGCCCGGUAUUAACUUUGGUGACGAGAUGGCCCCCCCAUCGAUGGUUGGAGCCCAUGGCCCCAACUCGACUGCCGCUGCAGUGUACGCCGCUCGUGAGGCCCAGAGUAUGGCCCAGAAGCCACAAGUCGGCUCCCCCGAGUGGCACCUAGUCCGCAAGAAUAACCACAAGGAAGUGGAACGUCGACGCCGCGAGGCUAUCAACGAGGGAAUCAACCAGAUCGCUAGCCUGGUGCCCAACUGUGACAAGAACAAAGGAGCAAUCUUGCAACGUUGUAUUGAAUACAUUCACCAGCUCCAGUCAGACAAGAAGAGCACCGAGGAGCGAUUUGAGGCACACAGCCUCACGGCCAACCAUGCCAUCAACGACAUCAGCGCUUCGAACUCUAAGCUCAAGGGUGAAGUCAACCGCUGCAAUCAACUGGCUGCAAAGUGGCUCCAGCGCUGCCGUGAUGCCGGUCUUGAGUUCGACGAUUACGAUGAUCUCGAGGAGUUGAAGACGUAUCAGACUCUCGACUAA
This is a messenger RNA of Penicillium taxi, 846 nucleotides long. RefSeq names its product basic helix-loop-helix domain-containing protein. Gene Ontology annotation, cellular component: nucleus. The transcript is spliced from 2 exons. Gene Ontology annotation, molecular function: DNA-binding transcription factor activity; protein dimerization activity. The record is from RefSeq and is a predicted model, not a curated record. Bases 1 to 846 code for a protein of 281 amino acids. NCBI's taxonomy places the organism in Eukaryota, Fungi, Ascomycota, Eurotiomycetes, Eurotiales, Aspergillaceae.